AACGCAUGGCGCCAAACGAAACGUGAGACAGACUCGCGCGCACUGCCAUACAUACACGAAAAGUGAUUAUUACAACACAAGCGCUGCGGCGCGUGGGCGCGAGGAGGGGGAACGCAUGAGAUAACGGAACAUGCUGCCGCAUUAGUCACCACCAAAGCACAACAGAUGUGUGUACAUGUGUGUGUGUCAGCUACCACCGAACAAAUGAGUGCAAAGGAGUUAGCAGGAUGCCGAGAAGGAAGCGGAGAGAGGAAUGGCAAGGGGCAGGGGAGAAGAGCAUAGCAACCAGUGGAAACAAAAUACACUGGUGGAGACAUCGGCGCGCUAUCGAUACAUCGAUGACGUUACCACGCUGGCUGGUGAUGAGAAAAACGGCGAAGGAUCUCGUACUUUUGUGUUCACCAACGAGGGCCACACGCUGGGAAAUGCGCUGAAAACGAUCAUAGCCCGCUACCCGGAGGUGGAUUUCUGUGGCUACACGAUUCCGCAUCCCACGGAGCAGAAGCUGCACUUCCGCAUUCAAUCCCGUCGAGACAGAGCCAUAGAUAUACUUAAACGGGGACUGGAGGAUCUGGAGGGUCUGUGUGAUCAUACAAUCGUUACGUUCGAAAAGGAGAUGGCCGAGUUUAAUGCAAUGAAAGUGGAAAAUUAGAUAUAUAUGUAUAAAGAAUACUUAAAACU
This is a messenger RNA of Drosophila melanogaster (fruit fly), 681 nucleotides long. It is a transcript of the gene Polr1D, whose product is annotated as RNA polymerase I and III subunit D. Bases 254 to 652 code for a protein of 132 amino acids. The transcript has 3 exons. NCBI's taxonomy places the organism in Eukaryota, Metazoa, Arthropoda, Insecta, Diptera, Drosophilidae. Gene Ontology annotation, molecular function: DNA-directed RNA polymerase activity; DNA binding; protein dimerization activity. The record is from RefSeq and is marked reviewed. Gene Ontology annotation, biological process: DNA-templated transcription. Gene Ontology annotation, cellular component: nucleus.